AUCGCGAGAAGGAAAACAGCGUUUGUUUGUUGAGAGCGAGAAGUAAUUCAAAACGCAUUCAGUUUUGAGUUUCGCCUGAAAUCCGAGUCUCGCGACACAAACGGCGUCGCAAUCACUCGCGCGCCGACAAUAUGGGCGACAGAACGGCGACGGAGGCGACGAACGGACGCCCGAAGACCGCCAAAAGCGCCCAAACACCCGCCAAGAGGGAGAAGAGCGCGUGUCUGUCGUCGCUGUCGACGAAAACGUGUUUUUUUUGUUCGGGAUUUUUGGUCGGAGUUCUGCUUUCGGUCCUCUUUUUGGCCGCAUUUCAAAACGGCGGCCAAAGUGCGCGCAAACCGCUCCGAAGUGCGCAAAAGGGGCGGUCACUCGACGUGUCUUCGGGCGGCACUUCCGGUGCGCCGAACAGCCGAACGCCGGUCACAGCUGUCACUCAAAGUCCGACUGCGAGUCCGCCUGACGUCAGCACUGUCUCCGAGGCGGCGGCCAAUGAGAGCACACGGCGUGAGGAGUGGUCGCCAGAGGGCGUGACCGACGGCUCGACCGCCGCCUCCGCGCCGCCAAACACGACAUAUUGGACGACAGAUGUCAGCACUCGUGCGACAGAAGUGACGACAACUCAGAGUUCGUUCGAAACACUGAACGAAACGCAAGAAGUGUUGAAAACCACAGAAAGUACUGAAAGUUCUGCGAAAGAGGUCUUCACUGAAACGACAACUCUUUGGACGACUGAAGAGCCGCUCUUCGCGACCAAUGUUUCGUCGGAAGACGUGUUUGUGGCAAAUGUGUCGACAAUCGGGACUUCAGUGGAAAAGAAGGCGACGGAAACGACAACUUUUGAAGAAGUAAUGACAGGAAACACGACAACGACAGCUCUUCCUCCGCCUUCGACCACUCUUUGGACCAAUUCCUCGGAGGAAGUGAUGACCGGAAAUGUGUCGACUCUAACGACGGUUUUUCCGCUUUCGUUGAACUCUUCGGAGACUUCGGAAGAAGUGUUUUUGGGGAACGUGUCGACAAUUAAGACAUUAGUGGCGACGGAGACGACGACAGCGCCUCUGGAAUCCAACACAACAGCAAAGAACUGGACUCUGAGUGCGGAAAACGCGACGACAGUCGAGACGACGGCCAAAGAGAACGCGACGACCGAAGAGUCUUGUCUUUCGUCGCACUUCUUGUGUCCAAACGAAAGCCAUUGUCUGCCUUUAGAGCGCAUUUGCGACGGAUUUGUGGACUGUUUUGUGGACGCCUUCGACGAACACAACUGCAGUGAAAGCGAUUGCGGACUCAACUUCCGGUGCGGCGCCGCAAACGACACGACGCAAGUGCAGUGCGUUUCGCGGCGCGCGCUCUGCGACGGGAUUUGGGACUGCGGGGACGGGCGGGACGAGAGCGGGUGCGGGACGGGAAGGGAGUGUCCGGCGGGAGAGUUCUUGUGUCGCGACGGAAGCCGUUGUAUAAAAGGAAAGGAGGCGUGCGAUGGCUUCACGCACUGCGCGGACCACUCGGACGAGAUUGGCUGCGGUGAGUGGAGGGGCGGGGCUUCGUUUGGCAUCAAUAGUAACGCGUGUUUGCAGUGA
This is a messenger RNA of Oppiella nova, 1580 nucleotides long. The record is from the annotation of a GenBank genome assembly. NCBI's taxonomy places the organism in Eukaryota, Metazoa, Arthropoda, Arachnida, Sarcoptiformes, Oppiidae.